CGCACAUCGUGGAUUUGGAACACAAAUCAAUGCGCUUUUUGGGUUCCCUACACGUUGAACAACUACCCGAUGAGGCUGAAGGCUGCUGAGCAAUGCCUUUCAUAGCAUCCCGUCCAUGUGUGUAGAGCCAGCAGCACCGCCAGCUCAAAAAGAAUAGAAAGUGUAUGUCAUAAAGGUCCCCCCAGACUUGUGAGUCCUCCAACCACUCAUCGCCGGCAAUCCACAACGGACCUAUAUCAUCCUUGGCUCCCACCGCACCUCGUCCAAGCCAACGAGAUACAUACCUGUCGACAAGAUGCCAUCGAAAAGCAGCACCGCGAUUGCGGCUAUGGAGUUCACCACCGGCCGGGUCGCCGUCGGCGUUCUCGAGCAAGCUCAUCUCAUCAACUCCACGCUUCCCCCAACCGUCCGCUUCCUAGAUGUUGCAAGCGGCGGCGGUGUGGUAACCAGCAAGUUCAUUUCGCUGAACGGGGCUCACGGGUUGGAGAACUGCGAUUGGCAUGCAAAGUGUUUGGAUUAUGAUGAUAAGAUGACUGAGACAGCGCUUGCGAAGCCGGAGCUGCAGGCUGGCAAUGUGGAGAUUAAGAAGGGCGACAUUCAGACCCUCCCGUACUCAGAUGGGGAGUUCACGCAUGCUGUGUGGAACUUUGGCCCGCAGACGAUCAAAGGCGAUAGUAUCAAAGCGUUUACAGAGAUCCACCGCACCCUCCAAUCCGGCGGCACCCUCGCAUUCAGCGUCUGGACCAAGCCCGGCUGGCAAACAAGCAUCGAAUCCAUCAAACCCGAUUUCCAAAAACCGCCGCCGCUGCACGCCUGGACCGACCCCACCGAGAUCCACACCAAACUUGAGAACAUUGGGUUCCACUCCGUGCAGAUUGUAGCGUUCCAGUUCGACACCGAGGAGAAGGACGCAGAUGAAUACCUUGAGAAUCUGUUUUUCUUGUUGCCGAUGUCGGCUGAGUUUAAGCAGGAGUAUUCUGACCAUGUCAGGGAGGUUGUGCGGCGGGAGGGAAACUGGAAACUGACUUGGAAGGCCAACAUUGUCGUUGCGAUCAAAGCCUAGGAUGCGCACUGAAGAUCAACAUAGAAGAGUAGGCCGUAGAGAAGCGCACGUAGGUUGAAUAGUGGUUUCCAUGUUACACAAUCCACUCAAAGGAGUUUUCUCAUUAUUUCACGUAAACGAGUGCAUCAUACAAGUGGAACGGGCAGCUGCCAUUGAAGGCACAUAUGUCUAUGUGGGCUAUGUAAAUUCUAAAGAGAGGGAUGGCGCGGCCUACCAAGCCAAUCUGGCAACAACACUGCGCGGGUACGCCCUCACCACUGCCUUCCUCGCCUCAUCCAUGCUCG
Molecule: messenger RNA, 1347 nt
Organism: Fimicolochytrium jonesii
Lineage: Eukaryota; Fungi; Chytridiomycota; Chytridiomycetes; Spizellomycetales; Powellomycetaceae
Product: S-adenosyl-L-methionine-dependent methyltransferase
Exons: 4
Coding region: 296-1063 (255 amino acids)
Molecular function (GO): S-adenosylmethionine-dependent methyltransferase activity
Source: RefSeq, a predicted model, not a curated record